Lathyrus sativus (Indian pea) is the source of this 2208-nucleotide messenger RNA. The record is from the annotation of a GenBank genome assembly. NCBI's taxonomy places the organism in Eukaryota, Viridiplantae, Streptophyta, Magnoliopsida, Fabales, Fabaceae.
AUGGAAAGACAAAAUAGUGCGUAUCAAGUUCUGGUGGAUAGAUGUCGGAGCUUGGAGGAGAAACAAGUCAAGCUAACGGAGCAGUUCAAUGAGUUGAUGCAGGAGAAGGUCAAAGACAAUGAAGAUUAUUUAGCCGGUGGUAUAUUUUCCGGUUUCUUCUUCUCUAUAAGUCCUUAUGCUAACGUUUUGAAAUGCAUGGGACACGCCGUUCAUAUCCAUAGAGUUUCCUCCGGCGAGAUCGUAUACUGGAAUGAUUCAGCAGAAACUCUGUAUGGAUGGAAGAAACAUGAGAUAAUUGGACAAAGAGUAGCUGAUUUCCUAGUUUCUGAGGAAUAUUUCGUAUCUCUAAGAAAAAUUCUAGAACAGUUGAUCACAGGGGUGCCAUGGUCUGGGCAGUUUCCUUUCAAGAAGAGGUCUGGUGAAAUAUUUAUGGCAAUGGUAACCAAAACUCCUCUUUAUGAGAAUGGUGAGCUUGUUGGUGUUAUCACUGCUUCUAGUGAUGCAUCUGUAUUUAACUCUAAGGACUUCAACGAUCGAAGAACUUGCCAAUCUCGUGCGAAUGACCAACCUGGAAUUCAAAGGUUAAAAAGGAUUCAGUGGCCUCCAAGCCCAGAAAUUGCAUCAUCUGUUCCCAAUAUGGCAUCAAAGUCUCUUCCACUCCGGCAUACAGCGGACACAGUUUGCAAGAACACUUCAACAGACGCAGAUGACGAAAAACUAGGGAAACAUAGCAUUUAUGAAAUAGAUUCUCGUUCAAGAAGUCACCAAAAAGAAAACACAACUGUCCAGGAGGCCAAGAAGGAUAAGUCUACAGCUAAAUUUAGCCAACCUUCUAAAAUUGCUGCUAGAGUCUUUGCUAAACUUCGAAUUAGGAGAAGUGGAGAACGAAGGAAGGAUAAUAGAAGUAUUAAAGAUAAUUGCACAACUGAUGAUAAUUCAGGAAGUAAUAGAAUGAAUAAUGGAAAUGAUUUAUCUGGAAGUUCAGUUGCAUUAACCUUGCACCAGGAUAUUUCUAAUGCAGAAGAUAAAGAAGGAAAUCUCCAAAAAUGUAAUUCUUUAUUUGUUGUAAAUAUAACAGAUGCAAAAAUUUCUACACAUGGAACUUCUAGUGUUUUCAAAGAUAGUUCAGCUAAACCAUUCUCAAAGGACUGUUGUGAAUGUUCUGGUUCUCUCUUUCCCCACGAUCCUUUGUUAAGAUUACGCUGUCCAUUCAAUCCAAAGAAAUUAGAGCCAGAAGCUAUGAAUAUGGUGAUAAAAGAUGAAGUGCAAAAGCAGCGGCAAGGGUUUCCGUUGGGGAGCUCAAAGGAGAGUAUAGGUGACGAUGCGAGUUCAUCAAGCAGAGAGAAAAGUGAAUCAAACUCUGUUGUAGAGUGUGAAAUCCAUUGGGAAGACCUUCAAUUAAGAAAAGAGAUUGGGCAAGGUUCUUAUGCUGUUGUUUAUCAUGGAAUUUGGAAUGCAUCGGACGUUGCUGUCAAGGUUUACUUUGGGAACGGAUAUGCAGAGGAAACGUUACGAGACUACAAAAAAGAGGUUGAUAUAAUGAAAAGAUUGAGACACCCUAAUGUAUUGCUUUUCAUGGGAGCAAUAUAUUCUCAGGAAAGGCAUGCCAUAGUGACAGAGUUAUUACCUAGAGGAAGCCUUUUCAGAACACUUCACAAGAACAAUCAAACGUUAGACAUCACAAGGCAUCUUAGAAUGGCUCUUGAUGUUGCUAAAGGAAUGAAUUAUCUUCAUCACAGAAAUCCACCAAUAGUGCAUAGAGACCUAAAAUCUUCCAACCUGCUUGUUGAUAAAAACUGGAAUGUCAAGGUUGGAGACUUUGGCCUGUCGAAGUUAAAGGAAUCAACUUUACUGACUACCAAAUCCGGAAGAGGCACCCCUCAAUGGAUGGCUCCUGAAGUUCUCCGCAGUGAACCUUCAAAUGAAAAGUCUGAUGUGUUCAGUUAUGGAGUCGUCCUUUGGGAAAUAAUGACUCAAUCUAUUCCAUGGAAAAAUUUGAAUUCUUUACAGGUCGUUGGAGUAGUAGGCUUUAUGAAUAGAAGACUGGACCUACCGGAGGGGCUUGACCCGCAUGUAGCUUCAAUCAUAAAUGACUGCUGGCAAAGUGAUCCAGAACAACGGCCGUCGUUUGAAGAGCUAGUACAGAGAAUGAUCUUGAUUCUUGACAGAGUAACAACGUUGUCAUUGAAGAGAAUUGCAGAAUUCUGA